Melampsora larici-populina 98AG31 is the source of this 1117-nucleotide messenger RNA. RefSeq lists its product as uncharacterized. Gene Ontology annotation, cellular component: eukaryotic translation initiation factor 4F complex. Gene Ontology annotation, molecular function: RNA 7-methylguanosine cap binding; translation initiation factor activity. The record is from RefSeq and is a predicted model, not a curated record. The transcript is spliced from 2 exons. Gene Ontology annotation, biological process: translational initiation. Lineage: Eukaryota; Fungi; Basidiomycota; Pucciniomycetes; Pucciniales; Melampsoraceae. Bases 183 to 731 code for a protein of 182 amino acids.
UAUCUAAAAUAAUUUCCAAGCUUGAAAGUUUACCCCUAAAUGACCAACUCUCCAUCAAAAGGACUCUAAAAUCCAUCCCAAACCCCAUUCAAUCAGGAUACCCACUACAAAGUUCCUGGCGAUUAUUUUUUUCAGACUCUUCAUUAACUAUACCAUCAAGUAGUAGUAGUAAUAGUAAUAGUAUGAAAUCAAAUCAAUUAAAAGCUUCGGAAUAUCAAUCUGGUAUGUCAGUUGUGUUUGAUAGAAUCGAAUCGGUUGAAAACUUGUGUGAAAGUUUAAUGGGUUUUAAAAAGUUUAUGGGAAUUAGAUUGAAAGGAAUUGGAUUGAUGGGAUUGGAAAAACCGGGUUGUGGGAUUGGAUUGGUUGGGUUUAGGGCUCAACAGAAUUUACAUUUCUUUAGGGUUGGGGUUGGUCCGGUUUGGGAAGAUCCUUGGAAUUCUAAAGGAGGUAGAUUAACGAUCUCAUUAAACAUAUCAAUCCUAGACCGAAUUUUCGAAACCUUAAUUUUAUUAACAGCAGGAGGAGUAAUAGAAGAUGAAACCGAUUACAAAGGCAAGAUUACAGGAAUAGUAGGAUCUAGAAGAAGUAGAGGAGAUCGAAUUGAGAUUUGGUUAUCGGGAAAUCGAUUGGGUGAAAGUCCUAAUGAAGAUUGGAUUAAGGAUGUGAUUGGUUGUUUGGGUAGAGAGAUUGGGAAUGAGGUGGGUGGGAUUAAGUAUAAGAAACAUUUAUAGGGGAAUUUGAAGAAAAUUGAAGAAAAUUGAAGGAAUUGAAGGAAUUGAAGACAGUUGAAGAAGAUUGAGAAAUUGAAGAAAAGGGAAAGAAAAUGGGAAAGCAAAGGGAAAGAAUAGAAAAGAAAAUUAAAGUAAAGCAGAGAAAAGAAUAAAAUAGAAAAGCAAAGCAAAAAGAAAGAUUGAAUGUAAAAGUUUUGGAUACUUGUUUUGAAUAUUAUAUUUUGAGUUUUUUUUUUAGGUUUUUUUUAGGUUUCUUUCUUUAUGUUUUGUAUACAUUUUUUUGAUUAUAGGGAUUGUUUUUUUUUUUGUUUUACUUAUAGCACAGUUUUUUUUUCUUUGAACUUGAACUUGAAAUCAGAAUUGAAAUUGAACUUGAACUUGAAUUG